Aspergillus nomiae NRRL 13137 is the source of this 627-nucleotide messenger RNA. RefSeq lists its product as uncharacterized. Bases 1 to 627 code for a protein of 208 amino acids. The record is from RefSeq and is a predicted model, not a curated record. NCBI's taxonomy places the organism in Eukaryota, Fungi, Ascomycota, Eurotiomycetes, Eurotiales, Aspergillaceae. The transcript is spliced from 2 exons.
AUGUCCAAAUUACCGAAAUGUGAGCAAGAUUUUCAGGAUGAAUAUGAGAGAUGGAAGCGGGAAUCUGCAAGCAUAAAUGAUUACGAGGCAUGCCAGGGGGCUUUCAAAUCGUGGAUUGCACCUUUUCUUGAAGAACGCGAUUUUGGUUAUGCCGCCUUACAGCGGAGGUGCCGCUUGCUGAGUAUCAAACCGGUGCCAGGUCCGAAACCUGAAGGUGAAUCGCAGGCGAGCCUGCCGAGCUACAACGAUGCUUGCAAUGAGGGGAAAAUGGAGGAAGAAAUCGAUCAGCUGAUGGAAGCAUACUGGAUGAGCAAUAGGACCUUGCUUUCAAUGGAGGAAACAAUACCUCUGGCUAGUAAUGCGAUGGAGAUUUACCUCUUCCGGACCUUCAACGAUCGAGAAGGCCGGCCGUACAGUUGGGUCAUGGAUCGUGCGACGUGCGCGGACACUGGUAUCCCGACAAAAAGACGAAAGUCGGUGUAUACGGCCAUUGCACAGCUGAAUGUCCUUGCUGUAUCCAAGUUCUGCACCGCUACCAUCCCCAUCCGCGCCUUCCAACGUCAGCUUUCUAAGGCUGGUCGGGAUGGAAAGACGAGAAGCUGGAAAGUAGGGAAAGUGCAACUCUAG